CCCUGACAUACACACAGUCUCUUCUCACAAACAUACUCUGUUCUCACACACUGUCACACACUCUUUCUCACACACUGUCACACACUCUUUCUCACACACUGUCACACACUCUUUCUCACACACUGUCAGACACUCUCUCACGGCUGAAAUCACUGCUGUCUGUUGCUCUAUCCAAACACAGGAACAGGGAAAGGAGCAGAAUGACUGUGCUUUAGCCUGGCGGAGGGGAAAGUUUCCCUCACUGGGCAGUGAACAGACUGAGGACACACUGGGACUACUGUACUGGACUACUGUACCACUACCACCCUCAUGAGGAAUGAAGUGACAGGAGAGAACAGACAGCAGGACAGAGACAUCUCCCCUGCUGAGCUGGAUGCACUAUGGAGGGAACCACCGUACACGCUAGCGGGAACCAAUGAGCACUUCACAGGAAAUGAUGUUAUGAAUCGAGGGGAGGAGGAGGGGCCGGGGGUGGAGUCUGGGGAAGGGGAGGCGGAGCUGGACAGUUACUGGACGAGGAAGGAGGCGUUCACCAGAGGAAGCACCGUGUCACUGGCCGUGGGAGAGAGGUUCUCCUCAGACGUGGUUCUAGUGUUCAGCGGUCGGCGGUGCUCAGGUGUAACACCUGACUCUGAGCUACAAGAGGCGCUCCGUACCAGACUCAGGGUCGUCGAGAGCAACAGUCAGGACGUCAUCCAACUCUUCAAGGACCUGUCUGCCCGUCUGCUGUCUGUCCACGCUGAGAAGGACAGCUUUGUCAUCACCUUCAAGACUGUAGAGGAGAUCUGGAAGUUCUCUACCUACCUGGCUCUGGGCUAUGUGGCGCGGUGCCUGGAGAAUUUCCUGUGUGACCAGUCGUUCUGGCUGGACACUGAGCUGCGGAGGGACCUGGAGAUCACUGUGUCUGUAGACGAGGAACACCUAGCCACACUCUACCUGGGACUGCUGCUGCAGGAGGGUUCGUUCUUUGCCAAGGCGCUGGUGAGCAGUGGCGAGCAUAGUGAUGAGGAAGAGGAGUUGUGUUUCAGACGUAACGACUUGCUGAUGGUUAGAGACACGGGGCAGGACAGUCGCUGGGAGGGCACCCUUCUCUCCACCGGGCAACACGGACUAGUGCCUGUCAACACCAUGCAGCCGCUGCCAUACCCCUUCUACCAGUGGUUCCUGAGGAAGUACUCUGACUGUGCCGGAUGCUCCCCUUCAGAGAGAGAACAGUUUGACCACCCUAUAGUAACCGGAUUCUGUGAGGCUGUAGUGGACCACAACCCAGUAGGUUCUGAUGAGCUCCAGCUGAGUCAAGGUGACCUGAUUGAGAUAGAGGGGAUGCUACUCCGAGGUCUGGACCUGUUCAUAGGAACACACUGCUCUACAGGAAACACUGGCUUCGUACACAAGGCUCACGUCAAGCCACUCAACGCCAAACCCCCAGACGGACAACUGGUGUUUCUGAGUGAGGAGGAACGUGCGUCAAUGGCCCAGAUUAACCCCUGCAGUAGUGAACCCAGAGACAGCGGCAUCCUAGAGAGACUCUUCUCCUCUGACAUCAGUACUGUCUACAGACUAGAUAGACUGGAUCAGUCUGACUUUACGUACAUCAGAAACCAACCAAAACAAGAGCAUAAGCCCCCCACCAGCGCCCGGCAGUCCAUCAUCUCAGAGAAGAGUGACGCUACACCCCCCUACCACUCCUCCCCCCGCCCCUCCCUCUCUCACUCCUCGCCCCGCCCCUCCUUCUACGCCUCCCAGAAUGCUUUGGGGCGUGGCGGUGACGGGGAGUUGCUGUCCUUCAGUCUGGAUGACACCUUCAGAGAGAUGAAUGAGUUCCAGGAAGACCCGGCCCUUUUCCUGGAGGAGGGGAGCUGGGAGGGGGUGGAGUCAGAGGUCUGUGACCCAACCCUGACUCGGCUCAACAUGCAUCACUUCCAGGAGGACUUCCUGCCCCUUUAUGACCUAAACCACUCCUUCCUGUGGCUGACGUUCUCAGGACAGAGUGAGGAUGAGUUACUGGGCCAUCUGGAGAUUGUCAGGGAGGGGGCCAAGAGAACGGGCAUGUCCUGGGCACACCGACGGGCAUGCUUCCUACUGGGGAGGCUCUGCGCCAAGAAGCUCAAGUACUCCCAGGCCCGUGUGUAUUACGAGGAAGCCCUUGGCGUCUCUGUUGACGGUUUCUCUGACCUCCCUCUCCUCAUCGCCCUGUACACCAACCUCACAGCCAUCUACCUCAAACAGAAGAUGGCCGACAAGCUGCCCCCGACCCUGGAGAAGGCCAGUGCUCUGCUCCUCUGCCUCCCCAGCCACACCUUCACCUCCCUGGAUGAGUUUGAGCUGCUGAAGCUGGUGCUGCGGAGGUCUGUGGUGGAAGGGGACAAACACCUGGAGGCACGGGCCUGCUACCUCACUGCCAGCCUCUUCCUCCUCCUUAGAAAGAUAGAUGACGCCCUGCCCUUCGUGGAGCGUCUCCAGUUCCUCACCGUUACCCUGUCUGCUGAGGAGGGACGCCCCAUCGCCCCCCUGGACCUCAACUGGCUUCUGUCCCGGCUCUACCACCGUAAAUACAUGCCCUACCUGGCCCUGGCAUCACUCAGCCUGGACUCUGGACAGGACCACUCACUACAGGACGCAUUCCACAGGAUAGAACUGUUCAGCAGGAACUCGGUGCGUCUGAAUCCGCGAUGGAAAGAGGGGACGUCUCUUCUCCCCGCCCAGAUCGUGGUGUAUCUUCAGCAGGCUCUGGCCAUUGCGGAGCGGGGUGAGGACCUUAAGACCCAGAGAGUCCUGUGUCUGGGCUUGGCCUGUGUGUACCAGCAACACGGCGCCUUGGUGAAGGCCCUGCCCUGUGCCCAGCAGGCUGUACAGACCGGGGCAGGUAUCAACGAGGAGGAGGGGUUCGAGGCUUCAGUACUGCUGGGAUGGUUGUUAGUCCUGACGGGACAGCCUGAGAGGGCACAGAACACCCUGCAGCCACUACUGCAGUCUCUACAGGGAACAGAUAGCCCGACCCAGAGGGGAGUGGUCCACAACCUGCUGGCUCUGUGUCUGCGGCGGCAGGGUCGCAUCCCCGAGGCCGGCAGCCACCUCCACCACGCCCUCACCAUCUCCAGGGAGAGUGGCAACCAGAGGAACCAAGCCCUGGCCCUCGCCAACCUGGGCUGCCUGGCACUGGGCGUGGGGGCACCCACACUGGCAGAACGAUUCCUAUUCAGGUCUCUGUGGUUGUUCCUGGAGAUCUGGGAGAGUCCCGUUGACGAGGAGCACGUCCAGACCUUCCUAUGGCUGGGGCGGAGCUACAAGGACAGGGGGAGGAGCCAGGACCUCAGGCUGUGUUAUGAGAUGGGCCUCCUCAUAUCCCUCCAGGCCAGGAACCUCCACAGUCAGAUGGUGGUGGCUAAAGUCCUGAGUCGUCACUAUGCUGACGUGCUGCUGUAUGGACAGAGUAUCCUCUACUAUGAGCACUGUGUGUCUGUGUCCAGGGACCUGAAGGACAAGAGACUAGAGGGAGAAUAUCUAGAGAUCCUCAGCAGCCUCUACCUCUCCCUCAAUACUGAGAAAUCAUCAAGGAAGUCUCUGGACUACAGUAAGCAGAGUCUGCGUAUCUCCAUCGACCUGGGGAAGAGAGAGGAAGAGUCAGAGACGUGGCUUCAGGUGGGACGCAUCUACUACCUCAUCCAUGAAGACGAACUGGCUGACAUGUACCUACAGGCAGCGGUGAAGACAGCCCUGAGGAUGAAUGACCCUCGCUUCGCCAUGAGUAUCUACGAGGAGGCAGGAGAUAUCUUCUUCAAAGGCCACAGGAACAGACUGGCAUCACUGCCCUUCUACAGGGACGGCAGUCUCCCGUUUGCUCGGAGCAUCCAUGACGUCCACUCAGAGUUCAGACUGCUGAGUAAACUGACUGAACUACUGAUGACCCAGGAAGAGCAUGAAGAGGCUUUACAGUACGCCAUUCUGGCUGUACAGAUCAGUACCAAAACAGGUGUGUGUGUGAAUGAGCGUGCAGCAUACCACCGUCUGGCUACAGUGUACUACAGUCUGGAGCAGUAUGAGAUGACCGAGAACUACUACCUCAAGUCUCUGUCUCUCAGCCCUGCUGUACUGCAGCACCCCCUGGAGGCUAGAUACUUCACCAAGCUCUACUGCAGGCUGGGGGACCUGACCCUGCACAAACUAAAGGAUGCCUAUGACUCGGUGGGCUACUUCCAGCUGGCACUAGCUGCUGCCCUGGAGGACUGUGGCAACCCGCAGGCGCUGUAUGUGGUCUACAUGAAGCUGGCAGAGAUCCAUGCCAACCACAUGCCAGACCCACUGCUCUGCCAGGCUUACAGGGACAGGGCACAGAGCCUGAGGAGGGAACUCUCUGGGCUGGAAGGAGAGACAGAGGAGUGGAGGGAAGGAGAGACAGAGGAGUGGAGAGGUGAGAUGGAUGGCAGAGGAGAGACAGAGGGAAGAGAAGAGACGGAGGGGAGAGGAGAAGAGACAGAAGAGAGAGGAGGAGUAACAUGUGAUACAGACCUGGAGAUGAGAAACACAGACAUGGAGGAGACCGAGCCAGAGACUGGAUGCAAUGAGCAUACAGAUACUAUCCCCAAAGAGGCUAUUGACAUGGACAGUGCACAGAGCCUGAGGUUGGAGCCUGCUGGACUACAAGACAGAGACACAGAGGGACAACACACAGGACUUGGAGACAUGGAGAGGGGAGACACAGAGAUAGGACACCCAGACACUACAGAGAAACAGCAUCCAGUUACCGAAAAGAGAGACACAGAGACUGAGACUGGAUGUGGUGACUCUAUCGAUGCAGAAGCAAAUUCCAAAGAUGCUAACUGUAAGGAUAGUAGUCACACCAAUGCAGAUAGCCAUGAAGCCGAUUCUGAUGUGUUUAAAGGAGACAGAGACACCAGUAACUCAAAUCCAGACAAGCUCCUCCCAGAGGCUACUCACACAGACCAAGACACUGACAGUACAGACACAAGCCCUUAUCAAGCAGACGUUGAAAACACACAGAAUGACUAUACAACAACAAGCAGUGCAUUUGUAGACACUACAAUAACAGAGGACACUGACAGUAUAGACAGAAUACCGUGUGACCCUAACAACACUGAGACUAUACCAACAGAAACAUGCAUCAAACAUAGCGACUCAACGGCCACAGACACAGAUACAGACACACCCUACAAAGACAGCCCUACAGACAGCAGUCACACAGACACAGAUGCAGACAUAGACUCCUCUCAAAGACAGACACAGAGGUAACCCACAAAGACUGCCCUACAGACAGCAGUCACACAGACACAGAUACAGGCAUAGACUCCUCUCAAAGACAGACACAGAGGUAACCCACAAAGACAGCCCUACAGACAGCAGUCACACAGACACAGAUACAGACAUAGACUCCUCUCAAAGACAGACACAGAGGUAACCCACACAGACAGCCCUACAGACAGCAGUCACACAGACACAGAUACAGACAUAGACUCCUCUCAAAGACAGACACAGAGGUAACCCACAAAGACAGCACUACAGACAGCAGUCACACAGACACAGAUGCAGACAUAGACUCCUCUCAAAGACAGACACAGAGGUAACCCACACAGACAGCCCUGCAGACAGCAGUCACACAGACACAGAUACAGACAUAGACUCCUCUCAAAGACAGACACAGAGGUAACCCACAAAGACAGCCCUACAGACAGCAGUCACACAGACACAGAUACAGACAUAGACUCCUCUCAAAGACAGACACAGAGGUAACCCACACAGACAGCCCUACAGACAGCAGUCACACAGACACAGAUACAGACAUAGACUCCUCUCAAAGACAGACACAGAGGUAACCCACACAGACAGCCCUGCAGACAGCAGUCACACAGACACAGAGGUAACCCACACAGACAGCCCUACAGACAGCAGUCACACAGACACAGAGGUAACCCACACAGACAGCCCUACAGACAGCAGUCACACAGACACAGAGGUAACCCACACAGACAGCCCUACAGACAGCAGUCACACAGACACAGAGGUAACCCACACAGACAGCCCUACAGACAGCAGUCACACAGACACAGAGGUAACCCACACAGACAGCCCUGCAGACAGCAGUCACACAGACACAGAGGUAACCCACACAGACAGCCCUACAGACAGCAGUCACACAGACACAGAGGUAACCCACACAGACAGCCCUGCAGACACGGACAUGUUGUUGAUGUUGAUCGUGCAAACAGUAACGUUAGAAAGGCAGACAGACGCUGUUCAGCCACAGACUGACUAGGAUGAUGAUAGAUCUGUUCACACCCUCACAGAUACUCUCCAUGAAGAUAGUAUCAGUCCUACAGACAUCACACAGACAAAGAUGUCGGCCAUCCUUAUUAUGGUCUAC
This is a messenger RNA of Salvelinus fontinalis (brook trout), 6379 nucleotides long. RefSeq names its product SH3 domain and tetratricopeptide repeats 2 (gene sh3tc2). The coding region runs from base 310 to 5250 and encodes 1646 amino acids. NCBI's taxonomy places the organism in Eukaryota, Metazoa, Chordata, Actinopteri, Salmoniformes, Salmonidae. Gene Ontology annotation, molecular function: protein binding. The transcript is spliced from 24 exons. The record is from RefSeq and is a predicted model, not a curated record. Gene Ontology annotation, cellular component: recycling endosome. Gene Ontology annotation, biological process: regulation of ERBB signaling pathway; regulation of intracellular protein transport.